UUUUUUAUAUCGUAUCUUUUUGUAAAGUAUCACUUUUUAUUUCACAUCUUUUUGUAAAGAAUCAAAUUUUGUUUCAAAUAAAUUUGAGUUCUAUGAACGUGGACUUGGCGCGUUUUUUACAGUGAAACUGUUUUUGUUCGGAUUAAUAAAUUAAUAUAAAAUUUCCCUGAUAGCCACCCUAACUGUACGUUAAUUACAAGCUACUGCAGUAUUUUAAAGGUAACUUAAGACGCGUUUUCAUUUGUUUCUCUAUUCGCAAUCAACUGGAUAAACGGUACUAUCUCUGUUGCACUUGUACAUUAAAUAGGAACUUUGUCCAAGCUUUUCUCGUAAACAAAUGGAAGUUAUCAAAAAAUUCAAGUGCACUUCGCUAGUUCAUAGAGUAAAGCAUCGGGUCUGUGUCUUUAUUUUGCGUUUAGAGCUUUUAUUUCAGAGAAAAGCUGGGACAAAAUUAUCUGAAAACCGUUCUUAAAGGAGAGUGUUGGAGAGCAAGCAGUUACCUUCGAGUUGACAGUAAAUUGUCUGCAACUUUCUAUUCAAUUUGACUACAAGUAUUAACGUCAGAAAAUGGCGUUAAGUUAAUUGAAAGUUUCACUUCAAAUUGACGACAAGUUUUUCUGACAAGUUACAUUCAAGCUACUGCCGUAUUCUGAACCCAACUUAAAGAAAAGUAUUAUACAGCCAAGGUUUGUCAGAAACUUUCUCGUUAAGUUAACUGAAAGUUUUGCUCUACAACACUUGUAGAGCAAUGUCUGGCUAUCAAGGAAAGUCAGUAAUGUUCAUUUUUACCAUGCCAGGGGGUAAUCAAAUUUAUAUUUAAAAAUGUCUACAAUUUGACGUCAGCUUUUGGAGUGAAUUUGCAUUCUAAUUUGGGCAGUAAAUUUACGUCAAAUUCAAUAGCAAGUUGCAAACAAGCUGUCGUAAAAAAUGGAAAAGUCCGAAGUUGACGGAAAUUUGACGAAAAAUUCAACGAAACUUUUAUAUUUGAAAACAAUUGUCGAACGACAGAUUACAGGCUAAAAGAUAAAAGUUUAUACAAAAUUUACCAAAUCGUUUCCUGAGUCAGCUGUAUUUUAUAAUUCAUCAAAACGGGGGCCGAACAAUCAGCGAUGUCUGUCUCACAGAUGGAGAAAAAUUUAUUUAAUCUAAAAUUUGCUGUGAAAGAGUUGGAACGCAAUUCAAAAAAAUGCGAAAAAGAAGAAAAACUCGAAAAAUCGAAAGUUAAAAAAGCUAUUCAAAAAGGAAAUAUGGAAGGAGCUCGAAUACAUGCAGAAAAUGCAAUACGACAAAAGAAUCAGGCUUUAAAUUAUUUACGAAUGAGUGCACGAGUAGAUGCUGUUGCCAGUCGAGUACAGACAGCUUUGACAACUCGAAAAGUUACACAAUCAAUGGCUGGCGUUGUAAAAGCUAUGGAUGCAGCAAUGAAAUCGAUGAAUCUAGAAAAAAUUUCAGGUUUGAUGGAUAAAUUCGAAAGUCAGUUUGAAGAUUUAGACGUCCAAAGCUCGUACAUGGAAAAUGCGAUGUCUCAAACUACUACUACGAAUGUACCACAAAAUGAUGUUGAUUCCUUGCUUCAACAGGUUGCAGAUGAAGCUGGAUUGGAACUAAAUUUGGAGUUGCCAUCUGGACAAACGGGUACUAUCGGUACAUCAACUGCAGUGAGUCAAGAGCAAGAUGAACUAACUCAACGACUUGCACGGCUGAGAGAGUGAAAUUAUGAAUGUUAAAUCUUUAUUAUAUACAUAGUAUCUCUAUAUUGUAUAGGAUAUUGUAUUUUUGAUCUUUGCCUCAAUGUAUAUUUUUUCAAGUUAAUAAUUUAUAUGAUUUAUGCUUAAAGUACGACUUGAAUUUUUUUAUAACUGAUCAAAGUCACUGAUUGUCAUCCAUAAUAACUGAAUGUUAAGAUACGACAUUUCAAUAUAUUUUUCAUAAAUAUAG
Messenger RNA from Microplitis demolitor, 1938 nucleotides. It is a transcript of the gene Chmp1, whose product is annotated as charged multivesicular body protein 1b. The transcript has 5 exons. Bases 1110 to 1712 code for a protein of 200 amino acids. The record is from RefSeq and is a predicted model, not a curated record. Gene Ontology annotation, cellular component: ESCRT III complex; multivesicular body. Lineage: Eukaryota; Metazoa; Arthropoda; Insecta; Hymenoptera; Braconidae. Gene Ontology annotation, biological process: endosome transport via multivesicular body sorting pathway; late endosome to vacuole transport; protein transport.